AAAACGUUUCAGCCGCGAAUCGAGAAAGACGUGAAAAAUCAAAGAGUUUAAUUCUGUGUGUGUGAUCAAUCCGUGAUUAAAUAGCAAAGCUUUGUUUCUUUCGUUCUUUCGCAUCGUAGAUGUCCGUUGUUCCUCUUAUGUUCCGUGACUGGUGGGAUGAGCUCGACUUUCCAAUGCGCACCUCGCGCCUCUUGGAUCAGCACUUUGGACAGGGUCUGAAGCGUGACGAUCUCUUGUCGUCCGUCUGGAACUCUCGCCCCACAGUUCUGCGCUCUGGUUAUCUGCGUCCAUGGCAGCGAUCGGCCAACAGCCUGCAGAAGCAGGAGUCUGGCUCCACGCUGAACAUUGAUAGCGAGAAAUUCGAGGUUAUUCUGGAUGUGCAGCAGUUCUCCCCCAACGAGAUUACCGUCAAGGUUGCGGACAGAUUUGUCAUUGUCGAGGGCAAGCAUGAGGAGAAGCAGGACGAGCAUGGCUUUGUCUCCCGUCAAUUCUCCAGACGUUACCAGCUUCCCAGUGAUGUCAAUCCAGAUUCAGUCACCUCAUCGCUGUCCUCCGAUGGUCUGUUGACCAUCACAGCUCCCAUGAAGAAACUGCCUCCGCCUCCAACUGAGCGCCUGGUGCAGAUCACACAGACUGGCCCCUCUUCCAAGGAGGAUAAUGCCAAGAAGGUGGAAACCACAACUCCCUAAAUGCCACAGAGAUCUAGCUUUCUUAAAAGCCUCUCGAUAAAACUGAAUUUUUUAUACCGAUUUGAGAACUAGUUAGUAUUGUAUCAUAUAAUCUAUAAUAUUAUAUUUGAAUUUUUUACAUAAUAUACGAAUAUACAAAUUUA
Molecule: messenger RNA, 832 nt
Organism: Drosophila nasuta
Lineage: Eukaryota; Metazoa; Arthropoda; Insecta; Diptera; Drosophilidae
Gene: l(2)efl
Product: lethal (2) essential for life
Exons: 3
Coding region: 120-689 (189 amino acids)
Biological process (GO): protein refolding; response to heat
Cellular component (GO): nucleus; cytoplasm
Source: RefSeq, a predicted model, not a curated record